AUGGCAGCGAUUGCCUUGACGGCAACGCAGUACGGAGAGCCGCGACCAGGCUGCGCGGAGGCGGGGUGGUUCUCGUACUUCACCUUCGGCUACAUCACACCUGUGGUCACAAAGGGCAGGUUCGAGCAGAUCGACCAGACCGAUGCCCCCAGGCUUUCUGCGUUGGAGGACACGGUGCAGAACUCCCACCUGCUCCUGGGCUGCCUGGAGGAGGCAGAGAGAGCCAGGCACGCUCACCCGCUGCUGCGCAGCAUCGUCGCUUCCUUCUGGAGGCCGCUCGCAGUCUUUGAGGGGCUGAAGAUGCUCGGUCACUGCUAUGGCCUCGUGAACCCGCUGCUGAUGAAGCAGGUCUUAAUCUUCCAGGAGUCUCAGAACUCCGGAAAGGAGAUGUCCACCGCUGACGUGCGGUGGGGCCUGAACUGUGUCGUUGCGCUGGUGAUGCUCGGGCUGUUCCACAUCGUGUGGAACUCGCAGGUGGAGUUCUUCCAGAACCGCCUGGAUCUUCGCAUCGCUGGGGCGCUCCGGGGCGCCGUGAUCAAGCGCUCCGUGCAGGGCAGCUCGCCGGGUGCGGCCGGGAGUGCUACGGCGAAGGGAGGGACCGACACUCCUACUGUGUACAACGUCAUCUCCUUUGACGUGGGACCCAACGUUAGCAUCCUGUGGGUGAUCCUGGGCAUGUGGCUCUUCCCCUUCCAGUUCGUGUCCACCGUCUCCGUCAUCUUCAGCCAGGUGGGCUGGGCGGUGGUCCCUGGGAUCUGCGUGGUGAUCGUCGCGAAGCUCGUGAGUGGGCUGCUCCUCUUCUUCGACGGCUUCUACCGGCACCGCCAGCUGCACGCCAAGGACCAGAGGCUCGGGCGCUGCAACGAGGGCUUCACAAACAUCCGCACGCUGCAGAUGCUCACCUGGGUGCCGCCGUUCGAGGACCGCAUCAUGCAGGCGCGGCGGGAGGAGCUCCGGCUGCAGAGGACUCGGCUCUGGCUGCAGAAGAUGAGCUCGGCCCUGGACUACAGCCUCUCGGUGAUUGUCACCCUUGUCACCCUCGCGUACUUCGUGACCGUCGAUGGCGGCCAGAUGAAGGCGUCCACGGCUCUGCCGCUGAUCAGCCUCGUGAGCAGCCUCAUCGGGCCCUUCGGGCAGUUCCCCGGGUGGAUCAACCACUACCUCGUCUGGAAGUCCGCCUACCAGCGCCUCAGGAGACGACUUCCUGGGCCUCGCGAUCUGGCCGCCGCCGGGCCGCCCCGCCCAGGCUGCGCGGCCGCCCGCCGCGCCCCUGGGCGGGGGCGCCCCGGUCGCCGCCUACGAGGCCUGCACGCUCUCCUGGGGCGCGCCCGCCGCCGACGCCGAGGGCGCCGCGGCGGCCCCCGCCGACGAGGAGUGAGGGGCUCGCCGAGGCCCACCGGCCGCUGCUGGCGCGUAUGGAGGAGGAGCGGUUCCGGCUGCAGGGGCUGGACGUCCAGGUGGGCCCGGGCCAGGUGCUGGUCGUCGUGGGCAGCGCGGGCCAGGGCAAGACUUCUGUGCUCCAGGGCCUGCUCGGCGAGAUGGCCGUGGAGUCGGGCGCCGUACGCUCCGCGGCCACGCGGCGCCGCGCGGAGGAGGGCGAGGCGGGCUCCACGUCGCGCCUGCUGCCGCCGACCAGCGACGAGGUGCGGAGGGUGCUCGCGCGGCGGAGAGCGAGGGGUCUGGGAGCCAGGGCACCGACGAGUUCGCCGUGCCCUACGCCCCGCAGGAGGUGAUGCUCAUGAGCGGCACCGUGCGCUGGAACAUCCUCUUCGGUGCUCGCCACGAGCCCAGGCUCUACAGGACUCGGGGUCCUGCGCGCCUGCGCGCUAG
Molecule: messenger RNA, 1830 nt
Organism: Prorocentrum cordatum
Lineage: Eukaryota; Dinophyceae; Prorocentrales; Prorocentraceae
Source: the annotation of a GenBank genome assembly